GAUGAAGAGUAGGGGAAGAGGAGAAGACCAUUCGCAAAGGUGCUCAAAUUCUGAGUGGGCACAGCUUAUGUGGCAAACCUGGGCAGCAGAGAGAACAAGAUGCAAGCGUUGGGCCAUCUGAGCCUGAGAAAAGCAAAAAGGGGUCUCUAAUACCUGAAUCUAGAAGUCAGUCCAGAGGACCUGUUGUAAUAAAAAGCCAUCCACAAAACUCUGCUAUGAAAGAAUCACAGUUUCACAAAGGGAUUCACUGUGAGCAGCUCAAAAGGAAGAAUAAAGAUGCAGAGGAUCAUCUAGAAUUAUGCUCUCGUCAGGGUGUUGAGAUGGAAAGGUGUGAAAGUGAAGAGCUUGAUGUUGAAAUAAGAAACCUGAUAGAGAAGAAUAAUACUUACCAGUCACAUGAGGACCCUGAACCUAUUGCCCAAGAGAGUCUGAACAAUCAGAGAACUUCAUGUUCCCUUAAGACCCGUAGUGAAACAAAUGCUCAAGGCCUUCUUGGAUGCACACGGGCAGGUGUGAGUGAUAUGGAAGCCCCAGCAGACCCACUAGAAUCAAGGCACAUACUACUGACAGAAAAGAGCACUAUGUCAGCCAGUUCUCUGGAACAACAGAUCCUCUCACUGGAAAGACAGAAACGACAGCUUCUGGAGGUGAACAAGCAAUGGGAUCAUCAAUUUAGACGUAUGAAACAGCUUUAUGAAAAACAGCUGGCAGAAAUGAAAGCAAAAUUGGAGAUGUCGGAGAAGAGAGUCGGUGAGCUGGAGGAAGAGAGACAUCGUCAGCAUCCUGAAGAUGAGAGGUUGCGAGCCCCGGGCAGAGAGAGGCCGUUGCAGGAAGCGAAAGAAACAAAGGUCCUUAGUGAAGCUCUCCAAGAAAUGAAGGAAGAGAACAAGCUCCUGAAGCAGAAGAAUGCCUCAAUGAUCAGAAAGAAAGAACACUAUGAGUGUGAAAUAAAUCGUCUCAAUAAGGCCCUUCUGGAUGUGUUGAAAAAGCAGCAGUCACCUGUUUUUGGGACUCCUUCAGAGAACGGUGACAGAAACAGCCUUGAGGACAUGAGAACCCAACUUGAAGUUCUCAAACAGCAGGUACAAAUAUAUGAAGAAGACUUCAGAAAGGAGAGAUCUGACAGAGAAAGACUUAAUGAGGAGAAAGAAGCAUUGCAGAAAAUUAAUGAGAGAUUACAGUCUCAACUGAAUAAACUAAGCUCUCAGACAAAAGACCUCUCAGUACAGUCUGAGAGGCCCAGCUACCCACCUCCCCUCUUCCUCUCACCAUGUGUUGGGAGUUGUGGGUUGGUUCUUCACUAUCCAGAUCCUCGACUACAUCCAGCGCCUCGCAGGGCACUUGAGCAGCAACAGCGACUCAGCAACUCGCCAGACUAUCAGUGGUAUGUUCCUGACCAGUUUCCGCCAGAUGUGCAGCACAAGGCAAAUGAUUCAUCCUCGGAGGAGGGAGCCCAUCGCUGACAGCCUAUGACCUGGAGAAGGGUAGACCAAAGGCUGCAAGCUACUCUUGUAACUUUAGUAUUCUGUUUUGCUCUGUUUUGUUGGGGUUUUUUUUGCCCCUAGCUCCUUAUCUCUUGAGUGCAUGUUAUUUAUGCCUGGUGAAAUCCCUGCGAAGACAAUAGAAAAGCAGAUCAUACAGGCUAGUGAUCCUCAGGAUCCAGUUAAACUCUGCUGGGAAGCGUUAUUGCCCUUUGUUCUGAAGAUGCUGUUUGUGCUGCCUAUGAGAAUCUGUUAAAAAGCCUUGUGAGAAAAGAUGCAGCUAUUGAGAGACAGUCGCAUCUGGUUUGAAUUCAAGAGCUUAUAAGCUCAAUACUGGUGUGAUAUUCUUUGUUUUGUUUGAGAAUUAUAGUCUCUUUUAUUUGAUUCCAGGGAAUGAUUUGUUGAUAUAUCAUCUUGAAUUCUGUACUCUUUCUUGGUUGUUUGGUAAAAAGGAAAUCUGCUUCACAGUUUUAACAUGUUUGUGUAAUUUCAGGGAGGGUACUGCUGAUGCCAGGCCAGGUAGAAUGUGCCUACUCCCCUUUUUGAGUCAAGGCCAAUUCUCCUUUUGCUUUGACUCCAAAGUUAUAAGAAAACUAAUCACAGGGUUGGUUUUUUUUUUUUUUCUGUGUGUACUUUUUUGUAUCAGAAGAAUUUUAGUUGAAAGGUUUGAUGGUUGUAACUUCUCAGCGCAAAUGGCUUUAUAUUUCCAAAUUAUUCUUGUACUGAAUCUGAACAUCGUUGUGUAAGCUCUAACCUGAGAAUAAAACCUGGCUCUUUAAAUUAAAA
Calidris pugnax (ruff) is the source of this 2267-nucleotide messenger RNA. RefSeq names its product TNFAIP3 interacting protein 3 (gene TNIP3). The record is from RefSeq and is a predicted model, not a curated record. The coding region runs from base 216 to 1463 and encodes 415 amino acids. Gene Ontology annotation, biological process: cellular response to lipopolysaccharide; regulation of transcription by RNA polymerase II. The transcript has 14 exons. Lineage: Eukaryota; Metazoa; Chordata; Aves; Charadriiformes; Scolopacidae.